AUGUCGUCUCGCGUUCCGCUGCUCACCUACGACCAAGAACACGAUGCCGAGGACGUAUUCGAAAAUGGACAUUCUCCAUCGUACCAUGAGAAGAAGGGAUACAAUGAUACACGCUCACCCAAGAUGCAGUAUAUAUCGAGAGCAUUUCAAUUCUUGACACGCGUCCUGGCGAUCUGGGGCAUUGUGUCGUUGGGUCUCCAAGCGUCAUCGGCUCUACAGCCAAGUAGCAGCUCGUCCGGGCACUCAUCACACAUGUCACAAUCGCACAAAGCUAUUAGCAAGAUUGAUGGAUAUCAUCCUGAAGUACUUCCACCUCUUCUCAAUCUAUGCGACUGUGGUACUUCCAUUCGAGAGGCAAUCUCACGAAACUGUACAUACGACACACUUGCUACAGCUUGGCUCCCACCCUACUGUAGAGAUGAUGAGCUCACGGCUGAGUUUGACAAGGCUGGGCCUGGGCCUGACGGUGCCUGGGCAUAUUUUGCCGACGAAGAAGGCAAAGUCCCACUGAAUAAGAGCGAGGUUGCGGCCUUGGGUGAUACGGGUGGUUCGUUUUGGGCAUCGCGCGACUGGCAUAUUGCUCAUUGCCUAUUUUACUGGCAAAAAUACCAUCGUAUGCGACACACCAAGAUCAUCAUGGAGGAACGGUUUGACAGUCUGCAUCAUGUCAAGCACUGCGGACGCCUAAUUCGCAAUCCAACGCCAGAUCACUUCUUUCUCAUCGAGGUUCCGGUGACCAUGAAUUCCAGCAAAGAUGCCUGA
Messenger RNA from Metarhizium acridum CQMa 102, 762 nucleotides. RefSeq lists its product as uncharacterized. Lineage: Eukaryota; Fungi; Ascomycota; Sordariomycetes; Hypocreales; Clavicipitaceae. The record is from RefSeq and is a predicted model, not a curated record.